GGAAACGGAUGAAGAAUACGGAAUAGCUCGGGCCACGCCCCCCGGCCUUGUAGAGGAGGUGUGGACGAUCGGCGCGGACGCGACGGAGCUCGGGCUGAGGUAGCGGAGGAGGACUAUAUACAGUUACACAGACUCACUCAGCGCCCCCAAAACAUGGCAGAAGAAGACACUUACCGUCGUGCUUAUGAUGUCACCAUGACCUACCCUAGCACACGCAGUGAAAGACACCACCUCCUGACGUCAGAAGAGGUCCAUAGAAAGAGACCCAAAGGAUCCGACAUCCCUUCCAAGGACUAUGAUAGCUUGGACUAUGACAACUGCUACAAUGUUCCCUACAAGAAGGCUCUUAGAACCUUCUCCAAGAAGACCUACCUGCAUAUGGAGGUGAUGAGAUGGGUUCUGGUGGGUUUCAUCGGAGUCUUCACUGGACUUGUUGCCCUCUUUAUUGACGUCUGUGUCCGCUACCUUUUCAAGCUCAAGUUUUCCCUCUUUGACAAAGUGUAUCAUGCCACAGUGGAGGAUGGGAAUGUCAUAUCUGCCUUCCUUCUUCUGUUGGGCGUCAACGUUCUGUUUGCCAUCAUUGCAUCAGCCUUCAUAGUCAUUGAGCCUGUGGCAGCAGGCAGUGGUAUCCCAGAGAUCAAGUGCUACCUGAAUGGCAUCAAGGUCCCCCACGUCACCAGACUCACCACGCUCGUAUCCAAGGCUGUGGGAGUUCUCUUCAGCGUUGCUGGAGGAUUCUUUGUAGGCAAAGAGGGUCCAAUGAUCCACAGUGGAGCCAUAGUGGGUGCAGGAUUGCCCCAGUUCAGGAGCAUGUUCUUCAAAUUCAUCAACCUCCCCUACCACUUCUUUCGCUCUGAUAGAGAGAAGAGAGAUUUUGUAUCCAGCGGAGCAGCUGCAGGAGUGGCAGCUGCCUUUGGAGCGCCGAUCGGAGGAGUUCUGUUCAGUCUGGAGGAGGGGUCUUCAUUCUGGAACCAGAGUCUCACCUGGAGAACGUUGUUUUGUUCGUUCUGUUCGACGUUCACACUCAACCUGUUCCUGUCUCCCGUGAAGGGUCUCCAGUUUGGUCUGCUGGGAACUCCCAGUCUCGUUGACUUUGGAGUCUUUCAACAAGUAUGAUGUCAUAUUACAGUCUUUCAACAAGUAUAUGUACGGUAUGAUGUCAUAUUACAGUCUUUCAACAAGUAUAUGUACUACAGUAUGAUGUCAUAGUCUUUCAACAAGUAUGAUGUCAUAUUACAGUCUUUCAACAAGUAUAUACAUAUGAUGUCUAGUCUUUCAACAAGUAUAUACAUAUGAUGUCGUAGUCUUUCAACAAGUAUAUACAUAUGAUGUCGUAGUCUUUUAACAAGUAUAUACAUAUGAUGUCAUAGUCUUUCAAACAUAUGAUGUCAUAGUCUUUCAACAAGUAUUACAUUAAUAGCACACUGUGACAGUAUAAUAUAGUGUUCAAUCCAAACCGAAAAACUAAAGCGAUGUCAGAGCCUGUGUAUUAAUGUGAAGCUGGCUGAAUUACUCAUACAUUAGCCAAGUAAGGACUUUGCUACAUUGUUAAUGUAAACUUCUACAGACUUUCUUCCACAAUAGUACUCAACCUACGUACACAUGUACAUUAUGUUGCACAGUGUCCAAAUUGUACUCUGUACACAACCAACAUGCCUUGUUUCUGCAUGAAGUUCCGUGUACGUCUCCUUAUAGAUGUAUAUACAGUUGGUUUUGUUUCUUUUUUCUUUUUUUCUUUUUUUUCUUUUUGGUUUCUUUUGUCAUUUUUUGUCAGCUAAAAAUGUUUGUUUUUUUAUCAGUUGUUUUGUGUUAACCUGUGUAUCUUUUUUGCUCACCCUCUAGAGUGAGCGGCAGCUGUGGAAGGCGUAUCACCUGAUAGUGUUCAUAAUCAUGGGGGCAGUAGGGGGCCUCCUCGGAGCUCUGUUUAACUCCAUCAACACUCAGAUCACCAUCUACAGACUCAAGUACCUCAUCCGCAGCAGACGCGUCUGGAGGAUGGCGGAGGCAGUGCUGAUCAUCAUGUGCACCACGGCUGCAGUCUCCAUCGCCGUGACAGUACUGGGGACCUGCGUGCCUUUCAGGAACGACGAUGAUGACCCCUCUGGCGGCGAUCACAUCUAUAGCCCAGGAGAUACCUCAUUCAGGAACGAGACAAUCGACUACUUCUGCCCCGACCAUGGAGACACUAAGAACGUACUCUACUACAACGAUCUGGCAACCAUAUUGUUCAAUCCUCAGGAGACUGCCAUUAAACAGCUUUUCCAUCAGAAUGGUGCCUUCACUCUCCCGACACUGUGGAUCGUGUUUCUGGUCUACUUCAUACUUGCCUGUUGGACCUACGGAGCCGGCAUACCGAGCGGUCUGUUCAUCCCUUGUCUCGUCAUCGGAGCCACCUACGGAAGAUUUGUAGCCACAGCUCUCACAGUCCUUGAGAAGCAAUUCCCUAUCCUACACUUUCUCACCAACCUCUAUCCCGGUACCUACGCUCUAAUUGGAGCCGCCUCGUUUCUAGGGGGCGUGGUCAGAAUGACGAUCAGUCUCACAGUCAUUCUGAUAGAGUCUACCAAUGAGAUUGACUAUGGACUGCCCAUCAUGUUGACUCUCAUGGUGGCCAAGUGGGUAGGAGAUAUAUUCAACCACGGUCUCUAUGACAUUCACGUAGAGUUGAAUAAGACGCCACUACUUGGCUGGGAAUCACCUCACCGCAUGGAGAAACUGACGGCAGAAGACGUCAUGAACCCAGACCUAAAGUACCUCUACCCCAUCACACGUGUCGGGAGUAUAGUGAGUCAACUCCGGACCACGGCCCACAGUGCCUUCCUGAUCGUCACUCCGGUGUCUCUGGACAAGGUCCACCAGAAACCGCAGACAAUGGCUCACCACACGCCUCAGCUCUACUCCAGGAGGGAACCGCGGGAACAUGCCCUCUCCAUCGAUUCUGACGUGGAAGAUGCAAAUCCCUCUCCCGUGACGGAUGAUUCCGACCCAGAAGCCUUCUCCAAUCCCUUCUCCCUGUCCAUCAACCACAACCACCCCGUCCCUUCCUCUGCUGUAGCUUCGCCUCCGGGGGUCGGAGGUCAUCACCACGGCGACCAAUACACCCACGCACGAGCCUACCCGACCAUAGCGGAAGUUGAGGAGGAGGUUGACGGAGGAGGAGCGGGAGGGGGAGAUUUGGUGAACAGUCUGACAGUGACUCUGCCUCUCCCGGAGCACAGCAGGGGGCAGGGCAUCCAGCCGUCGCAGAGACGGAAAGACGAGCAGCGAGUGUUGGUUUUCCACGGGAUUAUCCUGCGAUCACAGCUGGUGACUCUCCUCCAGAACAAGAUAUUCUUCAGCGAAGGAGAAGGGUCCCAGACACAGCCAGACAUAGACCAUCGGAUGUUGUCAGAGAAAUAUCCUCGGUAUCCCAGCGUUUUUGACGUGUCGGUCAGCGAGGACGACAAGAGAAUGCUGAUGGAUCUGUCUGUAUUCAUGAAUCCCUCUCCCUACACCAUAUCGUACCAGGCUCGUCUGCCUCAAGUAUUUAACCUCUUCAGAACCAUGGGCCUCCGCCAUCUCCCCAUCAUGCAGGACUCGGGAAUUGUGGUGGGAAUCAUAACAAGGCAUGACCUAACACACGAGCGGCUCCAUGAACUGAGACACCAGAAAAAGAUCAGAGAGAGAGCAACACAGAGAGCUAACAGGAGACUGCGUCGCAACAGAAGAAAAAGAGGCGGCUAUUCUGGCUUUAGUAAUCCUCAAGACCUGAUGGCCUGACUCUAUUAUGUACCAUCACUUUAUGAGUGUUUUUUUUAUUGUAUGGUGUGGCCGUGGGCACAGAAGUACAACUAGUGUGUGACACUAUUCUGGUAUCGAUAUCCGGUA
Molecule: messenger RNA, 3867 nt
Organism: Geodia barretti
Lineage: Eukaryota; Metazoa; Porifera; Demospongiae; Tetractinellida; Geodiidae
Source: the annotation of a GenBank genome assembly